AUGGUUUCCCUCUCUUUUCCAGGGCUGGAAAAGUUUGAGGGCUGGUACCUGCACAGCCGGGACUACAAAAGCCCACAGCCCUUUUCAGGGAAGCGGGUGGUCGUGAUUGGCACCGGGAAUUCAGGCGUCGACAUUGCAGUGGAGCUGAGCCACACAGCCAAGCAGGUCUUCCUCAGCACCAAGCGUGGGACCUGGGUGCUGUACCGGGUGGCGGAGGGCGGGUACCCCUCCGAUGUCUCCUACAUCAACCGCUUCACACAGCUCCUCUGGGGAGUGCUGCCCAGCAAAGUCUCCUCCUUUUACCUGGAGAGGAAGAUGAACACCCGCUUCAACCACACGCUCUAUGGCCUCCAGCCCCAGCACCAGAUCUUUGACCAGCACCCGACUGUCAGCGAUGACCUGCCCAACCGCAUCAUUUCAGGCAGGGUGCUGGUGAAGCCAAACAUCCAGGAGUUCAUGGAGACGUCUGCCAUCUUCGAGGAUGGCACCAGGGAAGAUAUCGACGCCGUGGUCUUUGCCACGGGAUACAGCUUCUCCUUCCCCUUCCUUGAGGGCUGCGGGAAGGUGGUGGAGAACGAGAUCCCCCUCUACAAAUUCAUGUUCCCUCCCGACCUGGAGAAGCCAACGCUGGCUUUCAUUGGCCUCAUCCAGCCCCUGGGUGCCAUCAUGCCCAUGUCUGAGCUUCAGUGUCGCUGGGCCACCCGCGUCUUCAAGG
Messenger RNA from Pelecanus crispus (Dalmatian pelican), 715 nucleotides. The record is from RefSeq and is a predicted model, not a curated record. NCBI's taxonomy places the organism in Eukaryota, Metazoa, Chordata, Aves, Pelecaniformes, Pelecanidae.